CCGACGACCCAGCGUCUGCCAUCGCUCACGAUCGGAUUUGUUUACAUCGAUAAAAGAAAUGGCGUUCCACCCAGUCCUCCUCCUGCUGCUGCUGACUGUUGCUCAUCGUGCCAGUAGUCAGAACUCCGAGGACUCUGAGGCUCUUCCAAGAGGCUGUGGCUGGGGCCUUGUGCGUCCCUACACCCUCCUCUGCGACCUGGACUCGAUCUGGGGUGUAGCUGUUGAGUCUGUGGCUGCAGGCGGGAUCCUGGCUGCCAUCUUAUUAGCUCUGGUCCUGCUGUGCCGUUUACGCCACAUCAGUGAGGCUGAGAAGCGCAGCGCCGUGGGACCCCUCCUCCUGCUCCUCCUCGGCAUCCUUGGCUUGUUCGGCCUGAGCUUUGCUUACCUGAUUGAUCAGGAUGAGUCGUUAUGUCUGCUCCGCAGGGCCCUUUGGGGUCUCCUGUUUGCCGUCUGCUUCUCCAGCUUGCUAGUGCAGGGUGUCCGUCUGCGCAGGCUAGGCCAGGAGCGUCGGAGCCCUGGUGGCUGCGCUCUCACUGGCCUGGCGCUGGGCUUGAGUGCUGUGCAGGGCAUCAUUGCUGCUGAGUGGCUUCUUCUGACCGUGCUGCGGGAGGGACGAGCUGCCUGUCAGUACCUACCUGUGGACUUCUCACUAGCCUGCAGCUACGUGCUAGCACUCCUAUUGGCAGCACUAACUGCCGCCUCCCUGGCCCUGUGUGGGAAGACACACCAGUGGCGCUGCAACGCCAUUUGGCUGGUGAUGACCUGCCUGCUUUCGCUGCUGCUGUGGGUGGCCUGGGUGGGCUUCUAUCUGUACGGAAAUGACUGGCUGGGGAGGUCCCCGGACUGGAACGAUCCGACACUGGCCAUCGCUUUAGUGUCUCAGGGCUGGCUGCUGCUUAUCUUCUACGCCAUACCUGAAUCCCACAUCUGCCUGAGACCCCCACCGCAGCCCACUGCCCCGGAUUACUUUGACACAUCCCAGAAUUCAACACGUAUGAGGGAGACCAGCUUUGAUGAAGAUAUCCCUCUCUCUCACAGGCAGUUUGUGGAGAACCAGGGCUACGGAUACAGCGAUGAGAACACUGCAGGCUUGAGGAGCGGUGGCGGUCCUGGGCAACACAACAGUAACACCGCCACCAGGCCCAGCGCUCCUUUCCGCAGCAACGUCUACCAGCCCACCGAGAUGACCAUGAUCCUAAAUGGGGGAGCGGUGAGUACAUCCUCCCAGUCUCAGGUGCCCUCUGCCCCUCCAACCUACACAGGGAGGCAGCUGUGGUGA
Messenger RNA from Limanda limanda (common dab), 1279 nucleotides. It is a transcript of the gene gprc5ba, whose product is annotated as G protein-coupled receptor, class C, group 5, member Ba. The transcript has 4 exons. The record is from RefSeq and is a predicted model, not a curated record. Gene Ontology annotation, cellular component: plasma membrane; intracellular membrane-bounded organelle; signaling receptor complex. NCBI's taxonomy places the organism in Eukaryota, Metazoa, Chordata, Actinopteri, Pleuronectiformes, Pleuronectidae. Gene Ontology annotation, biological process: G protein-coupled receptor signaling pathway. Gene Ontology annotation, molecular function: protein kinase activator activity; protein kinase binding; G protein-coupled receptor activity. Bases 59 to 1279 code for a protein of 406 amino acids.